ACGCUAAUGGGUGUCGUCCAAGUCAAAUUAGUAAAUUCAAAGACACGCUAUACAUGCAUCCGUUUUAUCUUGCAGUUUAACUUUUAAUAUUAAAAGUAAUCAACAAAAUGUGGUACUCAUUCAAAAUCUCGUACAUAAUUCUCGUUAUCUUGUCUAAUCCGAUUAGUCACGCCCUGGAAUGUUAUGUUUGCACGGAUCAGGCCGAUAAUGAAGACAAAUGCUUAAAAAGCAUAAAAAUAUGUGAACAGGGAGAGGAUGUAUGUUUAACUGAAAUCAAGUGGGGCAGUACUCCGUAUUGGUCGCAAGGUGCAAAGAAACAAUUUUAUAUUUCCAAAAGGUGUUCGACGAAAGUAGAAUGCGAAAGGAUAAGACGCAAUAACAUGCCAUUGUGUACUCAUAUUUGGUAUCAAGAUUGGAAAUGUUCGGAAUGUUGUCACGGAGACAAAUGCAACUAUUAUAUCAUUUCAGAUGCAAGCAAAGUAAGAGCUACUGUUGGAAGUAUCAUCUUGGCAUUACUUUCCGUCUUUCUACUUGGUAGAUAAAAUUGAUUAUCGUAUUAAACAUUGCUUCCAUUUAUUGGAACAUGUAGUAUUACUCAAUAUCGAAGACACGAGUCCAUUAUACGUCGAAUGGAACGUGACAGAUGUCUGUAUCAUCUCUUGAUUGGAAAGCAACGAUGUAAUAUAUUUAACAUUUUAUAGAAACGUUAAUUAGUUAAUAGGUAUAUUUUUAUAAUAUUUUAUAGGAACGUAUGAACACUUACAUUUAAUUUACAAUACAAAUGUUUUGUACAAAUAAGUUUUGCAUAGAAGAAAGUCCGUCCAUAAUUUAGACUAUUUAUAUAUUCAUUAUAUUAGUUAAUAAGUAUUUUUUAUAUAACUUUAAUACAUAAUUGUCCAAGCAUUUCAUAUUUAUUCGAUCAUCCGAAAGACAAAUACA
Messenger RNA from Vespa crabro (European hornet), 939 nucleotides. RefSeq lists its product as uncharacterized. Lineage: Eukaryota; Metazoa; Arthropoda; Insecta; Hymenoptera; Vespidae. The record is from RefSeq and is a predicted model, not a curated record. The transcript has 4 exons. The coding region runs from base 108 to 542 and encodes 144 amino acids.